UUCUAUCAGGCACAUCCCAUUCUUGAAGAGAGGGGGACCGAGAGACACUCGCCGUGUCCAUGUUUUUUCCUGUCAUCCCCGCACGAGUCUGACUGUACCCCUCAGACUUGACCAGAAACGCAUCUCCAUAUCGAGGAAUUUACUCUGCAGUUUCACCAGAGGACACGGGAGGAGACGCAGCCGCUAAUGCUUGCGUUCCCUUAAAUAUGUAGCUGACAAAUAUUAACUGAACGACUGAUUACGCUAACGUUACUGCGUAAAACAUUUUUGAGACUAUAGUGCAGGACAUGAUCUGCACCUGACCAGCCUCGUGUCUUCAUUUAAUGGACUGAACGACACGAGAUAAAGUUCGUCGCGCGCUGAAGAACUUCUUCUGUACACUGGCAUCGGAAGCCCUCUGCUUUGAACGGAUAGCUAUCUUUAUUAAUUCCCAUUAAAGCUACACAAUCAAGGCGCGACGGCGACCUCAGUCGAUUAUCUUUCCUUUCUUUGCUAUCCCAUGGAUAUUCACUGCAAAGCAGACCCCUUCUCGGCGAUGCACCGGCACGGCGGUGUGAACCAGCUAGGAGGGGUGUUUGUGAAUGGCAGACCCCUACCUGACGUGGUCAGGCAAAGAAUCGUGGAGCUCGCGCAUCAAGGAGUCAGACCUUGUGACAUCUCAAGACAGCUACGGGUCAGCCAUGGCUGUGUCAGCAAAAUUCUCGGAAGCUAUCAAAAGGAUCUUAUAAGAUAUUAUGAAACCGGCAGUAUUAAACCUGGAGUUAUUGGCGGCUCCAAACCAAAAGUGGCGACUCCCAAAGUUGUGGAUAAAAUCGCAGAAUACAAGCGGCAGAAUCCCACAAUGUUUGCCUGGGAGAUCAGAGACCGACUUCUCGCCGAGGGCGUAUGUGACAACGACACUGUACCAAGUGUUUCAUCUAUAAACAGGAUAAUUCGAACCAAAGUUCAGCAGCCUUUCCAUCCAUCUUCUGAUGGCACAGGAACGCCUCUCACAACAGGACACACCAUAGUGCCCAGCACAGCUUCCCCACCUGUGUCAAGUGCUUCCAAUGACCCUGUGGGGUCCUACUCUAUUAAUGGCAUCCUCGGAAUCCCUCGCUCCAAUGGCGAAAAGAGAAAACGGGAUGAUGUUCUCUGGAGUGGCAACCACUUGGAUGGGAGGAAAAUAGGAUAUUAUGGUUCAGAUGGCUCUGGCCCAAACAGUGAUUCUCAGGGUAGUGUGGAGAGUUUACGGAAGCACCUGAGGGCUGAUGCCUUCACUCAACAGCAGCUGGAAGCUCUGGACCGGGUGUUUGAGCGGCCGUCAUACCCCGAUGUCUUCCCCACGUCAGAGCACAUCAAGCCAGAGCAGGCUAAUGAAUACUCACUACCAGCACUGAACCCUGGACUGGACGAAGUCAAACCCAGUCUGUCAACCAGCGCCAGCUCAGAUUUGGGCUCCAGCGUGUCACAGAGCUACCCGGUAGUGACAGAGUCGCAUUCAUCGUCCAUGUGUGUUAAGCAGGAGCCGCACGAGGCUUCCCUGGCUCCUUUCACCCCUUCCUCACUGGCAGUCACGGGUCUAGCGGAACUGUUGCCCCUCCAGCCCAGCGUGUCAGUAGAUGCCUCCACCCCCUGCUACAGCGCUUAUGCCCAUCAUGCCCCCAGCUACGGCCAGUAUGCAAGCCAGCCUAUUAUAGCAGGUCGAGACAUGGCGAGCACAACCCUACCAGGGUACCCACCUCACGUUCCCCCCACAGGGCAGGGCAGCUACCCCACCUCUACACUUGCCGGAAUGGUCCCUGGAAGUGACUUUUCAGGAAAUCCCUACUCUCACCCACAGUACACAACCUACAAUGAAGCUUGGCGGUUCAGCAACCCCGCGUUAUUAAGUUCCCCUUAUUAUUAUAGUGCCGCAUCCCGGGGCUCCGCCCCUCCCACUGCUGCCACUGCCUAUGACCGCCACUAGUUACCAUGGCAACCCAAUCAAACUGCAGGACCAUGGCCGCGGCCUCCAUAUCGUACCAGUCUGAAUGCCGUAAAGGUCAGAGGGAUUGAAGAUGGCUACACAAUCUUCAGUUUCAUGGGGCCGAGAUUGGAUUAGGAGGGUCAAGCAACAGCGGGUUUCCCCCCAGACAUCAACCAUACCCCCCACCCCUACACACACAACAUCAACACUAAGGCCCUCAUUCUCUAAAUCACUGAGCAAUGACUGAACUAUUACCUGAAAGACUUUGAAAGAUUCUACAAAAAUAUAUAUAUUAUACAAGAUAUAAAACAAGUCAAACCGUGUGAAGAAUACAAAGUUACAAUUAAUGUGUUGCUGGUUUUUUCUCUCUCUCUUUAAAUCAAUCAAUACAUUCCUUUACAUACUGUAUUUAGUGUCGCUAACACAAGGUUGUCUGAGGCCUUUAAAAUAAUUUGCCCAUGUCCAACCAUUCCACUAGUGUCUUACCUCUCACGGACAGAACAGCAAAGUGUACGACUCAGUUGAGCAUAAAGAGAAUACUGCAGUAUGGAAUUUGCUCAAGUUUCUGUCAAACAGACAAGUCUUAGAGAAGCCAUCUCUGACACAUGUUUUAACAUUUUCUGUGAUACACAAUCAAACUGGGGGAAAAGUAUAAUAGAAAAAGAAAUAUCAGGUCUUAGACACUGAAAAGGUUAACUGUUCCUGUACAUGACCUGAAAAGAAAUCUGCAUAUUAAAUUAUUGUUUUGGUUUAGCUAAUGGUUUGUGUGCACGUGUGCAUUUAUGUGUGUCAUACAUUUUUGGGAUAUUUCAUUAUAUCAUGUGUAAUCUCCAAUAUCAUGAUCGGUGCCGCUCUUUUCUCGUUUGCACUAUUUUGCAUUACUGGAUUUACAGUAUAAGUACAAAUAAUUACAAUUGUCUUCUAAAUCUGUCAGAUUACAUGUUAUAUUUAAGAAAGAAAAGUAAGAAGGUCUACCUUAACUGACAAAGUAACAGCAGCAUUGGACAAAAAUACAUUUGCUGUUCAUUUGUUUUUAAACUAUACAUUAGAAACUAGUAUCUGUCUUUUUAUCCUUCAGUGUGAAUCAAAGGAUUCCUUUUGAAUUGUGUAACUGAGGCUACUCUGACUGGCUCAGUACCAAAAUAAUCAUGAGUAGUCAUCAACUGUACUACAACAAGUUCAACAAAUGCCUUACAGCUUUUUUAAUUUAUUAUUUUUUUAACGUUUGUCUAUGGUCCUGAGAGGUAGACAUGCAUGUAACCCUUCUGUGGUUGAACAGAAGUUUCUCUAAAUGCUAAGUGGGACACUGAGGUUAGAAAUGAAACCAUGCAUACACUCCUGGAAAUGUAAAACGAAUGUACUUUAUACCACGUUUGCCAAAGACUUAGUUUGAUAUUUAAUAUUUUAUUUGCUGUAUCUGUCAAUAAAACAGUAUUAUGUUUGAA
This is a messenger RNA of Myxocyprinus asiaticus (Chinese sucker), 3393 nucleotides long. Its product is annotated as paired box protein Pax-2a. NCBI's taxonomy places the organism in Eukaryota, Metazoa, Chordata, Actinopteri, Cypriniformes, Catostomidae. The coding region runs from base 500 to 1948 and encodes 482 amino acids. Gene Ontology annotation, biological process: regulation of transcription by RNA polymerase II; anatomical structure development. Gene Ontology annotation, molecular function: RNA polymerase II cis-regulatory region sequence-specific DNA binding; DNA-binding transcription factor activity, RNA polymerase II-specific. The transcript has 13 exons. The record is from RefSeq and is a predicted model, not a curated record.